Messenger RNA from Oryza sativa Japonica Group (Japanese rice), 1764 nucleotides. The record is from RefSeq and is a predicted model, not a curated record. NCBI's taxonomy places the organism in Eukaryota, Viridiplantae, Streptophyta, Magnoliopsida, Poales, Poaceae.
AUUUAGGAUUAUUGGGAACAUCUUUUCCAUUUGAAGCCAUGGAUGGUUGAUUGAUUGAUUGCCAGUGAAUCCAGUUGUAGUAAAUGUAGAUCGAAAGGGCAUCACUAGGGAACAAUAGAAAUUAUAACCAUAUGUUUCACCAAUUGAACUUUGAUUUUUGAACCUUGUGAAGCUUUGUACAAUUGUUCUUUUGUAUAAUUAUAGUGCAUAUGUUUUUAAGAAAGUAUGAAAUGACUAGUACUGAAUUUAGAUCCUCCACUAUAUAUUAUCCAACUAGUAGUUUAGAACUACAUGAAAUUAAACAUAUUAGGCUUUGGGUUAUAAAAAAAAAAUCACCCCUUCCCAUUUCGAAUACCCAACCUCAAAAUCCUGGGUAUGCCCCACCUCUAACCCACAAGCCACAGGCGUAGGGUGCCGGCCGGUGGCCACCACACGCACGCCCAGCCCCAGCCCUGUGAUCGAAUCAACUAUGGUUGUGAUUUGUGCAUGUGAACAACUUGGUAGUUUAAUGUUAAAUGUUGUUGCCAUUGUAGAAUUGGUAGGACUUGAUGAAUCAUUUGGCUUUAUUUUUAGGGCACACUUGAUGUUGAUGAUUUGUCAUUGGAUGUACAAAUGAUCUGUCUCUCAGUCUUUGCAAAGCAGACCACAUGUUAUUUCAUGGUUCAUAUAUGGUUCAUGGUCCCAAUGAAAUGAUUGGUGAGCUUGUCAAAGUAAAUAUAUUAGGAUGGAUAAGGUGACUCAAGCUGUUGAGAACCUAAAGGAGGAAUGGAAUCAAGCUGUUGCACAGCUUGAAGGGUGCAUUGCUGCAAUUGAAUCAUGUGGGAAGAUGGGAAAGGGGACAGAGGAAGCAAGUUCACUUCCUAGGUUAAACGGUUCUGCACAGGAUGCACUGCAAUUGCUCAAUUCACUACAGUGCAGACUUGAUCCUCUGGCAGAGCAGCUACCCACUUUUGAAGAAGUACAGUCUGGCCAAGCAACCCUGCAGUCAUGGAAGGAACAGUAUCAGAAGCUGCGCAUGAGGCUGAGAAAUGCUAACUUACAAGCAAAUGCAAACAUUAAAAAAGCUGCUCAAGAAGAGAGGGAGCUUCUUCUAGGGGGUGGAGAAGAAUCUACCAUCCGCAGGCGUAAUCUACAGACAAAGGCUGGGAUGACAUCGGCUGCAGAAAGUAUAACCGAGAGCCUCCGCCGAUCUCGCCAGUUGAUGGUCCAGGAAGUGGAAAGAAGUGCAAAUACCUUGGCAACAUUUGAUGAAUCAACAAGUGUUCUUCGUAAGGCUGAAGGUGAAUAUCAAGGACACCGCUCUUUGCUGAUGCGUACUCGUGGUUUGCUAUCUACAAUGCAACGGCAAGAUGUUCUUGAUAGGAUCAUCCUUACCAUUGGUUUUCUCAUUUUCUCCUUGGCGGUGCUAUAUGUUGUCUCGAGACGUAUUGGCCUGUUGACACUGCAAAGGAAGCUGGCCGAUGCCAUCAGAUCAGGCUCAAUAUCAGCUGAAGACGUUGUAGCAAAAGUCAAGAAUGUGCCUGUCCCAGCACCUGCUGCUCCUGCUCCUGCUCCUCCUAUUUAUGAUGAACUAUGAUUUACUUUUGUGUAUUGUUUGUACAUGUAGAUUCAGAAGAAAAUAUUCACCAUCAUUGUCAGUUUUAUAUAGUAAACUUUAAAAAUUCUGAUUAAGGUCUCUAUUAACUUUUUUUACCGAGGAAAUGCAGGAGCUGUGUCAUGUGUUUCAAGUAAUAUUUGCAAAUGGAGGAUAUGAUUGGGGACGGA